AGGGCCUUACGAACAAGUGGGUAUUGUGAAAACCACACUAAUCUUGACUCUGUCUCUCUAGUAUUACGAGCUGCCUACCGGAACUGAUUACUCGCACAUACACAGUCCAGCACGAGAAAUUUGGAAUCACGUUCACGCCGCUGAGAAGUACAAAAGUCUUCGAACUACUUACGAAAUUAUUCGAGCACAGACGAUACCCUUUUGGUAUUUAUUCACCCACGUUCAAUUUUUUCUGUAUCGCCUCCCCACUUACCCAGAACUCAACCCCCAAUCAUGGCAGACUUGAAAGACUGCGUCGCUUCGCUCUCCACCGGCGGCACGGGUGGAGCUUUUGGCGAAGCUACCUCCGUUCCCAUCACCGUUACUAAAAUCGAGAUUCUGGAGGCUCCGUGCGAACGGCUUCAGAAAUCCCUCCUGCAGGUCGAUAUCACACUGGAAAAUCGCGAAACGGCGAAGGAGACCACCGCGAAACUUCGGCUCCCCUUGCCAAAUUCUUGUCGUGUCGUCCAGUUGGACCUUGAAACGAAGGAUGGUGUCUUCGUUCCCGCCACGGCGGUACCGAAAAAGAAAACCAAGGAAAUCGUUUACAAGGAAAAGGAGGCCGGACGCAGCGUCGGGGCCGGGACGCAGGUCGGGGGCAGCAACGUUUUUGAGAUGGAGCUUUUUCCGAUCCUGCCCAAGGUGCCGACGCGGUGCCGGGUGAAGGUGCUCGCGACGAUGAGCAGUGUGGGGGAAGGAGGGGCUGCGUCACUGGAAAAGGACUUGAAGGCACGGCUGAGCCCUUUGCUCUUGGCGGAAAGCAAUAUCGAGAGCGGGUUCGUUUACUCCAGGUGUGCAAGUUCUAGUACAACAGCAGCGACGUCGGCUCCAAAUCCUACUGAGCCAGCGUGUGUGGUAAUGGAUUGUUUCGGAGCCAAGCAUUUUGCGAUCCGGGUUCCGCCACGAAUGUCUUCACAGACCGAGAUGGCUGCUGCUAGUAGUCCUGGUGCAACCCCCGCUGCCGUAUCUGGGACAACAUCGCAGGACCAGCCAGCCGUUGUCUCCGUUUUCUGGGACACGUCGGGUAGCCGAGAAGACGGGGCGGAGAAGCGAUUGGUGGAACUGGAGAAAGUGCUCCGGAAAUUGAAACCAACAAAGAGCUUCUUGGGCUUCACACUGCACACGUUUGACAUGGAGAUGAAAGAGCAUAAAGCUGCCACGAACUCCGCCUAUCACGGAGUAGACUCUCUUCUAGCGGUUUUGCGAAGUCUGAAGUACGACGGCGGAACAGAUGUUUCGAAGUUACCGAUACAUCUUGCCAAAGUGAUGGCACGACUUUCCCACGACGAAAAUGAUGCCGCGACUGUAGUCACAAGAACCGCACUAGUUUUUACUGACGGGCUCGACGUUUUCGGACGCACGCCAGAUUUCGCGAAAUAUCCCCUAGACGGCGAAACCACUGUGCACGUGAUCGCAGACGAGUCCGCGCAGCAGAAUGCCACGGUUUUGCGAGCACUUACGCUCGCGAACGCGGCCAGGCCGGGUCGUCUGGUAAAAAUCUGUAUUGAAAGCACAACUACAACGGCGAAGCAGAAUACUACGCAGAGCGCCGGUGCCCAAUCACAAAUGCUCGAGAGAAUCCUCCAGGAGGGAGUGUCUGGAAUCCGUGCACCACAAGAAGCGCGCCUGCAUCGGAUUACGUCGAACCAGAGUGACGAGGCGUUCCAACUAGAGUACGACGACGGAUUUCGCUGCUUUCCCGACCACCGCCUCGCUUUUCACGACAUACCCUUGGAGCACGAAGACGUGAUAAUCGCGGGCAUCGUUGGUGACGAAGUAACUGAGGCGACCGUGGAAGUGCGCGGCAGAGACGGCGCCCUGGAGACGUUUACACUGCAGUUCACAAAAGAACCCGCUUCUACGGCCUCAUCUUUUUUCACAGGCGCUUUCUCCUUUGGAAAAGAUUUACUUGGAUACCUCUACGCAGAAACCCAGUACCAGUGUAUCCAGAAGGACGCGCUGCGCUCGGGCCUGAAUCUGUCGAAGAUUCAGGAAGAGCUUGCGGUCCGCUACUGUUUUUGCAGUCCGGAGGCCUCGUUAUCAAAAGGAAAAAUCCCCCCUCCCCAUAUCAAAACGAAAUUUCUGAUGCUGGAUUUGGAUACACAAAUCGAAUUUGUGUUGCAGUAGAGGAACGCACGCAGAUCCUGAGCCUAGGCAGGGGCCUUUUGGUGUAGGCGCCUAGCAUGGUAGACGGCUACCCUGUAGGCCUUACAGCAUUACAAAGCGCCAGCAUAGCGUGGCGGACAGCCUGAGCGUGCCUUCUUGCAAGACAGGCCCGAUUUGUGGCCACAAAUCUGCAACGCAAAUUUUCGGAAAAAUAUCUUUUCGAUAUGAGGAGGGGGGAUUUUUCCUUUUGAUACUCGUUGCUGUUACUCCACACGGAGGCCCAGUUUCGGGAGAAUGACGUGCCUCCACCACUAUCGCACCCGAUUCGCGCCGAGUGGGAGGAAAGACAAGCAAGUGGGAAGAACAGUCCGAAAAACAAGAACAAGCCGCCCAAGUCCAUCUUCGAAGCCGACAGUGACACAUCAGACUCGGAAGACGACAAAGUUUCCAGUAAAAACGAGCUCGGAACAUUGAAGCGGGUGGAAGUUUACGAAAAAACGGUGGGCGCACUGGUGACGCGAUUGCACGACUUCAUUGGCGGAGAAAUGGCGGAGCGCACAAGGGUUAAGAGAAAGGGGCAAAGAAAGAACACCCGUGGACGAGGUGGAAAGAAAGGGGGCGGAAAGGGCGGAGGUGGAGAUGGGUUGUUUCUCAUGUCUGCCUCCGCACCAGCCCCACGAAUGAUGCGGAUGGCAGCUGCGGCUCCGCAGGGCGCGAUGCGCGGUUUUGCGCCUGAUGCGCGCGAAGUUGUUGAGGACGAGGAAGAGGACGCGAUGGAAUUCGGCCUGGAAGGCUGCGAGGCACCGAUGAUGAUGAUGGAGUCCGUUAAUUCUGUAAUGACGGAUGCUCUGCCUGCAUCUGCUGCUCUUCUUGGCGGGGGAGCACCACCUGCUCCCGCCGCGCCCGCCACCUGGGGUGGUCGUAGUCGUGGUGUUCCGGCAGGACUGAAAAGUGCUGGUGCUGCUGAACAAGAAGGUGCGACGGCCCCCGGCGUCAGUGCAGCUGGUCCCGCAGUGACCGCCUCUACGGACCCGGAGCUCUACGAGGCGCAACUGCGUUCGGUGCUGCCUGAAAUACAGAAACAAACACAACCGACAGACGUACAGGAAGAAUUGCCUAUGCAAGCGACAGCCGUCUACUUCCAGUUGAAGGAAGUCAACAAGCGCUCGCCCUCGUUCUUCCUGUCCUGUGCCCGGCAGCUCCGCGACCGCGGGUUUAUCCAGGACGGGAUCCGCGUUGCCUCGAACUGUCUGGAGCUAAGCCUGGAGGAGCCGCAACUCCUCCGCACCGUUGCGUACUACCUUCUCUCCGUUAACAGCGAAGCGGGGAAUAAUUUGGCAAUCACGAUUUUUGACCACGUCGCGGAGAUCUGCCCCGUCGAGCCGCAGUCGUUUCUCGACAUGGCGUAUCAAAUGUAAAAAUGUCUGGGUCUGGGAGAUUGCGAGAUUUGUCAUGCUAGUCUGGCAUGACUCUGGACUGGGAUCUGUAUUGCAUGGCGACAAAGAGCUCCUCUUGCCUGUCAUGCAAACACGCAGUUUCUCAUGCGAAACACGCAACACAGAGCCAUGAAAAAACUUGUCAUGCUUGGCGGUGCAUUGCGGUGUGGGUAUUUGUAUUAUUCAGUGACCUGCAUCACAAGUUUCCAGACCCAGACAUUUUUACAAUUCAUAUGGCGCUCGCGAGGCUGCGGCUGUUAUUCAUCUUCCGCGACGGAAAGAAAAAAUCCUUGGACGAUGAAAUAAACGCUGGAAGCAACCUCGCUCUGUCCCAGGCCCUGCGCGUCGUCACCCACAACUGGGCCGGCCGGUUCACCGAGGUCGAGUGGCCAGCGCUGAUCCUGAUGCAGUUCAUCCGCGAGGAGGUGCAGCUGCGGGAUACUAACUUGACACCAACAUUAUACCCCCCCCUUUUCAUGGAGAAGUGCAAGCCGCCGCUGAACGAUUUUCAGCUUCUAUUCCCCACUCCUGAGAAGUGGAAGGAGUGCAAUCUGUGCGUUUGGCUCGCCUGGGACACGGAUAAAACAGAUCUCGACUUGCACGUGAUUGAACCUACCGGGGAGGAGGUGUAUUACGGCAAUCGGGAAAGCGCGAUGGGCGGCUACUUGAGUCGGGAUUUCACGCAGGGCUACGGGCCGGAGGUGUACUUACUGAAGAACCCGGGCUACAAGCCGCCCGCCGACGACCUGUCACAAAUAGCACCCAAGGUCUACCGCAGCGUUAGCGAGGAAAUUGAAGCUCGAGUACGUGAAGGAACUACAGGCAAUCAGGGGCGGAGUUUGCUAAGUACCAUGACGGGCGGUUUGUUUGGCGGCCGGGGCGGACGAGGUGGAACAACAACAGCAAAUCGGGGAGAUGGUCGGGGUGGAACUACAGCGUCGGCAGAAGAGGAGAAAAAGGCAACAAACAGUGCCGAACCCCCCUCGUCCGCAAUCACGUUCAAGGUGCGGGUGAAAUACUAUGGUAGUCACCAGGACUCGCCUUUGACCGGCGCGACAAGUUGCGUGAUUUGGGCGCUCUGUCGCCUGCCGGACCAGAGUGUGAAAGUGGAAUUCUUCACGGCGCGGCUCUCGAACCACAAACAAGUGCAGGACGUCAUGGAAAUCCGGUACGACAAGGACGGGAAGUACGAGGGCAUUGCGCCGCUAGUUUAGGCGCCGCUAGGUAAACCCUAAACCCUAAACCCUGCGCAUCAACAAACUUGAAAAUAAAAUUGACUUGACAGCACUGGACUGGAGGUAACGAAACUUCGCCUCUUUUCCCAAAAACCAGAAUGAAGCCGCAGAAACGCGGUCGUCUCUGUCCUAGCACAGGUCGUCGACCACCAUCGCACAAUUAUUGUUGUAGAGUGUAUGAUCAAGCUAAAACGCAAUUGCAACACGACCUUAAUAAAA
This is a messenger RNA of Amoebophrya sp. A120, 5035 nucleotides long. The record is from the annotation of a GenBank genome assembly. Lineage: Eukaryota; Dinophyceae; Syndiniales; Amoebophryaceae.